Castor canadensis (American beaver) is the source of this 1214-nucleotide messenger RNA. It is a transcript of the gene Tnfrsf18, whose product is annotated as TNF receptor superfamily member 18. NCBI's taxonomy places the organism in Eukaryota, Metazoa, Chordata, Mammalia, Rodentia, Castoridae. The record is from RefSeq and is a predicted model, not a curated record. Gene Ontology annotation, cellular component: external side of plasma membrane; plasma membrane. Gene Ontology annotation, molecular function: tumor necrosis factor receptor activity; protein binding. Gene Ontology annotation, biological process: positive regulation of cell adhesion; negative regulation of apoptotic process.
ACAAUGGGAGCACAGAUGGCCCUGUGUGGGGUCGCGCUGCUCUGUGCACUGGGCCUGAGUCAGCGCCCUGUCAAGGGGGCGAGUUGCCGCCCAGGUCACUUCCUGCGCGGAUCGGGCACCGACCAGCGCUGCUGCCACUCCUGCACUCCAGAUGAGGAGACCUGUCCUGAAGGGGACUGUAUGUGUAUCCAGCCGGAAUUCCACUGUGAAGACCCUCAGUGCACAAUCUGCAAGCACCACCCGUGUCCACCUGGCCAGGAGGCAAGGCCUCACGGGAAUUUCAAGUUUGGCUUCGAGUGUGUCGACUGUGCUGUGGGUACCUUUUCCACAGGGCGAGAGGGCCGCUGCAGACCUUGGGCAGACUGUGCCCAGUUUGGGUUUCUAACCAUGUUCCCUGGGAACAAGACCCACAAUGCUGUGUGCAUCCUGGAGCCACUGCCCACUGAGCCACAUGGCCAGCUGACCAUCAUGUUCCUUGCUGUGGCCAUCUGCAUCCUUGUCCUAACUACAGCCCAGCUUAGCUUGCACAUCUGGCAGCUGAGGAAGCAGCGCAUGUGGUCUCGAGAGACACAGCCAUUCCUGGAAGUACCACUGCCACCAGCUGAGGACGCCUGCAGCUGUCAAUUCCCUGAGGAGGAGCGGGGGGAGCGGUUGGAGGAGAAGGGCCGGCUGGGGGAUCGGUGGAUGUGAGGCCUGGACGUCCUCAGGAGCAGCUGCACCCGGAGCUAGACUCAGGAGCUUGCCCAGACUGACCCUUGGGAACAAGGGCUCUGCUCUGUGUCCUGCUCUGGGCCCGGCCCUGCUCCCCUCAGUGGUGGAAGUGGGUGUAGAAUGAUGACAGUGACGAGUCCCCAGACCAUGGAGAAGGGUGGUGGCCAUGGCUCGGCCCUGUGGGAGAGACAGUUACCCAUGGCAGCCCCCCCCCUUGCCAUCUCUGCUGGGGUGGGAUCUGUGGGCCCCUCAUGGGUGUGUAUUGUCUAGUACAGGACCUGGUGCAGGUGGUGUUCAAUAAACACUUGUCCAGUGACUGGAGUGUGUAAUGGGGAUAGAGAGGGUAGAGGGCCCAGGGUUUGGCCUCUGGGCACCUUGACCACCCAUGCUAGGCACAAAGGGGAGGGAGGCAAUCGUCAGGGCCUGUCUUGACAUUCCCACUUUGAGGUGGGAAUGGGUGAUACAGUCAGAGCCAUUCUAGUCCUGGGCACAAGCACCUGGCA